Messenger RNA from Triticum turgidum subsp. durum (durum wheat), 1761 nucleotides. Lineage: Eukaryota; Viridiplantae; Streptophyta; Magnoliopsida; Poales; Poaceae. The record is from the annotation of a GenBank genome assembly.
AUGAUAUCGUUGCAUGACCUGUACACGGUCCUCGCGGCGGUGGUUCCGCUCUACGUGGCGAUGAUCCUGGCGUACGGCUCGGUGAGGUGGUGGGGCAUCUUCACGCCCGACCAGUGCUCCGGCAUCAACCGCUUCGUCGCCAUCUUCGCCGUGCCGCUGCUCUCCUUCCACUUCAUCUCCACCAACGACCCCUACGAGAUGAACCUCCGCUUCCUGGCCGCGGACACGCUGCAGAAGUUCCUCGUCCUGGCCCUGCUCGCCGCGUGCUCCCGUCUGAUCCCCUCGCGGCUGGACUGGUCCAUCACGCUCUUCUCGCUGUCGACGCUGCCCAACACGCUCGUCAUGGGGAUCCCUCUGCUCGUAGCCAUGUACGGCCCCUACGCUGGCUCGCUCAUGGUCCAGAUUGUCGUGCUCCAGUGCAUCAUCUGGUACACGCUGCUGCUCUUCCUCUUCGAGUUUCGCGCCGCUCGCAUGCUAAUCGCUGAUCAGUUCCCCGACACCGCGGCGUCCAUCGUGUCGCUGCAUGUAGACCCCGACGUGGUGUCGCUGGAGGGCGGCCGUGCGGAGACGGAGUCCGAGGUGGCGGCCGACGGGCGGCUGCAUGUCACCGUGCGCCGGUCCUCGGUGUCGAGGCGGUCGACGCUGCUGGUGACGCCGCGGCCGUCAAAUCUGACGGGCGCGGAGAUCUACUCCUUGAGCUCGUCGCAGAACCCCACCCCGCGGGGCUCCAACUUCAACCAGGCGGACUUCUUCGCCGUCGUCGGUGGUGCGCCGCCCGCCAGGGUGGGCGACUCGAGCUUCGGCGCCUCCGAGCACUACUCGGUGCAGUCGUCGCAGAGGCCGACGCCGAGGGAGUCCAACUUGGAGGAGCACUCGGCAGGGCCAAAGCAAGCCAUGACAGACGCCGGAGCGCAGCACAACCAUGACGCCAAGGAGCUCCACAUGUUCGUGUGGAGCUCCAGCGCCUUUCCCGUCUCAGAAGUAGUAAGCGGCUUGCCGGUGUUCAGCGGCGGUACAGACGCAGCGCAUCUCGAUGCCGCCGCCAAGGAAAUCCGCAUGGUUGUCCCCGCGGACCCGCCGCAGAAUGGCUCAUGCAAAGAUAACGGGGGCUACACCGCGGCAGCGAGGGGAGGCGGAAAGGCAGUGGAGGACGACGGCGACGCGGUGCAGGCCGGGCCGGACAGGCCGACGGCGAAGCUGAACUCCAGCCCCGGCGAUGAGGACGGAGCGGAAACCGGGAAGCACCAAAUGCCGCCGGCGAGCGUGAUGACACGGCUCAUACUAAUCAUGGUGUGGCGCAAGCUCAUCCGCAACCCCAACACCUACUCCAGCCUAAUCGGCCUCACCUGGUCCCUCAUCGCCUUCCGGUGGCACGUCUCCAUGCCAACGAUGGUCGAGAAGUCCAUCUCCAUCCUCUCGGACGCUGGGCUGGGGAUGGCCAUGUUUAGCCUGGGACUGUUCAUGGCGCUGCAGCCGAGCAUCAUCGCCUGCGGCAACUCCGCCGCCGUCGCCUCCAUGGCCGUCCGCUUCCUCGCGGGCCCUGCCAUCACUGCUGCCGCGUCAGCCGCCGUCGGUCUCCGUGGGACGCUCCUCAAGGUCGCCAUUGUUCAGGCGGCUCUACCACAAGGGAUCGUACCUUUUGUUUUCGCCAAGGAAUACAACGUCCAUCCUGCGAUCCUGAGCACUGCCGUUAUUUUUGGCAUGCUAAUAGCUCUUCCUAUUACAUUGGCCUACUACGCCCUUCUUGGACUGGUACACUGA